Xylona heveae TC161 is the source of this 2603-nucleotide messenger RNA. RefSeq names its product DUF300-domain-containing protein. The transcript has 7 exons. The coding region runs from base 312 to 2321 and encodes 669 amino acids. The record is from RefSeq and is a predicted model, not a curated record. Gene Ontology annotation, biological process: transport. Gene Ontology annotation, molecular function: transporter activity. Lineage: Eukaryota; Fungi; Ascomycota; Xylonomycetes; Xylonales; Xylonaceae.
AAUUCCCACCCCCAACUCACCGCCAUCCUUUUCUGCACAAAACAAGCACGCGCCUCCUUACCUAGGAGGUUUGAAGAUGAACUAUCUCUGUUCCUAGCUACUGAACGGCCUACAACUUGGAGGGUUUGUUAUUUCAUCAAUCUGGAAUCUGGCACUGCAAGGAUACCUUUGCCCGAGUCAACUAACGGUGUGAUCCACGACGAAUGUCAUUCUCGAUGACUGCUGCCUAAGGAUUUUAUGCCUCUCCCAUUCGGCUAUGAUUGCUUGAACACUGUGCGUCUUUGCACGACUUAUCAAGAGCCGCCAUCAUCAUGGGUGUGCUCGCGCAAACCAUGUCCCCGAGUGGUUUCGGAGCUGAAAUGCUCCAGACUGCGUCCAAUGGAGGCACGGGGAAAAGGCUUGCCAAUGCGGUUAUCAUCAUUUCAGGUGUAGCGUCGCUUGCGGCAACUCUUCUGUCGUUUGUUUCAAUAUGGCUGCAAACGAAAAAUUAUCGAAAGCCUCUUCUUCAGAGAUAUGUUAUUCGAAUACUUUUAAUGGUGCCCAUCUAUUCUGUCGCCUCUUGGACAAGCAUCGUGUCUCUCAAAGCGGCAUUCUGGAUAGAUCCGAUUCGUGAUAUUUAUGAGGCUUUCACCAUUUACACAUUUUUCCAGUUGCUGAUAAAUUUCCUUGGUGGCGAACGAGCGCUUAUCAUCAUGAUGCACGGACGGGCCCCGGUUCACCACCUCUGGCCACUUAACCAUUGCUUACCCAAGGUCGACAUCUCAGACCCUCACACCUUCCUUGCCAUCAAACGAGGAAUCCUUCAGUAUACAUGGCUAAAGCCCGUGUUAAGCCUUGCCACAAUCAUUAUGAAAGCAACAAACUCAUACCAAGAAGGGUACAUUGGGCUUCGAUCCGGAUACUUUUGGAGUGGCCUUGUCUACAAUGUCAGUGUGACUUUGAGCCUCUACUCCCUGGGCAUGUUCUGGGCGUGCAUGUCUCAUGAUUUGCGACCCUUCCGUCCUGUGCCGAAGUUUUUGUGUAUCAAGCUCAUCAUUUUCGCGUCGUACUGGCAAGGCUUCUUUCUCUCCAUUCUGGUAUGGUUAGGUGCCAUUCCAGAUAAUGUAGAGGAUUACACCCCAGAUAAUUUGGCCGCAGCCAUUCAAGAUGCGCUCAUCUGCAUUGAGCUCCCUGCUUUUGCUAUUGCUCACUGGUAUGCCUUCUCUUGGCAUGACUACGCAGACAUUACCAUUUCUUCCGCCCGUAUGCCGGUCAAAUACGCGUUUCGCGACGCAUUUGGGCCGCGGGAUCUCAUUGAAGAUACCAAGGAGACAUUUGGCGGUCAGAAUUACGGGUAUCGAAGCUUCGACACUGGCGACAAUAUCUUGGCGCAUGCGGAAUCUGGCUCGCGCGUGGCCCGCUUAAUGGAAGGAAUGCGGUAUGAACGAGGCGGCAAAGGCAAAUACUGGAUUCCAAGACCUGGUCAGAUCAAUAGCCGGACUCCGUUGCUCGGGAAAACAAGGCCAGGUGGACCACGUAGUGCCAGUCGCUCCAUGGUGUCGCCGCAUGGUGUCGAUGGGGAUGCUGCAUCCAUGGAAGUCGAAGAUGCUCAGCUUGACCCGGAAGAUGAGACGCUAUAUACCAAUGCCAGAGCCCUCGAAUUUGGCGAUUGGCACUAUCCCGUCAUAACUGCCAAUGAACCGUCUAGAGAGAGAUGGCUUCUAGCCCAGCCCUCGCUUGUUACGACCUCUGCGAACAGAAAUCUUAUACAACCAACAUCCGACUAUCAUGCUCGGCGUGAGAGUAAUAUCAAACAGCUUCUGACCAAGGGCAAAGGUCGCGACGAAUCCAGCGCAACACAAAAUGGCGAAUCUGUGUCCAGGGCGCCAAUGUUGAAUGGAAUGCUUCGCAAACACUCUUCUUCAAGUUCAGCAAAGUCUGAUCGAAGCCAGCUCGUUGAUCUUGUCGUUGAAGACAGCGAUGCCGAGGAGACUGAGAGAGUUCGUGCACGAAAAGAAGGUGGUCCCGCAUGGAAUGAACUUGAACCCAAGUUAUUUGUGCGAACAUAUCCAGACUCGGACCAAGGGGAGGAGAUUCGCGCCGGUUUUGACCCCAGCGAAGUUCCGCCUUUACAGAACCAAGGCGAAUCUGCUUUUGCCAUUCAGGACGAGGAUGAGGAUGAUGAUAGCUCGGCGCAAGACGAUGAAGGAGAAGAUUCGGAUGAAGCUCGACAAUGGAAGCAGACUCGGCCGCAAACCGAUAUGCAGACGCGAAAUACGCAUUAUGGAAGUUUCUACGACGAGCGAAACGCAUGGGGGAACGUGAGCGAGCAUGACGAUUGAUAUCCUCCUUUCACUUGGGUGCUGUACAUGGCUCUUUUGGGUCAAGUUAUUCAGCAGACACAUGGCACAGGCGUUUUAAUUGUUUUAUUCCCUUUUUAUUCUUUUGGGGCAGCUCUUGCAGCCGUGAUCGACGAUUACCGACGCACAUUGAUGAGGGACCUGGAAAUAGUUUGCCCGUCCCUGAGUGUUUGCAUAUUAUCUUUGUAUGUGUUAGAAGAGUCUUGGGGAUUAUUACUGCGCCCAUAAGGCGCCCAUUGUGAAUUAGUAUGACCUGUUCUGAGC